AUGCUCGCCACCGACUCCUACAGCACCCCCCUCCUGCUCUCCGGCCUGCAGACAAUCUCUGUGAUCCUCAGCCGGGCCGCCGACUACGCUACGACAAACAACAUCCCCCUGGCAGACAUUUACAAUGCCACACACUCGCCCACAGACCCGAAACCACUGUACCACCAGAUCAAGGGAGCGGUGCGGAUUGCCACAACGGCUGUCUCGGUACUGACGGAGACGAGCCCUGUGGUAGUGGACGACUCGUUCAGUGAUUUCGAGGGCCUACAGGCCUUUGUGGAAGAGGCCAUUGCAGCCAUCAAGAAGGCGACAGACGACCCGACGGCGUUCAAGAAGGAUACCGCCGACGAGAUCAGCUUCCCCUUUGAAGGCAAGGAGGUGACGGCGCCGGCGGGCAAGUAUCUGGCGGGGUAUAUGCUGCCGGAAUACUUUUUCCAUAUCGGCAACGCGUAUGCCAUUCUCAAGAUCAAUAAGGUGCCUUUGAACAAGAUGGUGUAUCUGCAGUCGUUUAAUGGAUACUAG
Penicilliopsis zonata CBS 506.65 is the source of this 522-nucleotide messenger RNA. RefSeq lists its product as hypothetical. The record is from RefSeq and is a predicted model, not a curated record. The transcript has a single exon. Lineage: Eukaryota; Fungi; Ascomycota; Eurotiomycetes; Eurotiales; Aspergillaceae. The coding region runs from base 1 to 522 and encodes 173 amino acids.